UCAUUUCCAAUGUGCGCCCUACUCUGUCGGGGCUUCUCGCCACCUCCCCUGUUUGGCACUUUGUGCCACGGUUGUGAAGAUGAAGGCAUUUGGUUUGGGAAUCUCUGGGACGUGCGGAUUGUAGCAAUUUAGAACUUUUGCCUGAGUUAGUGGGGACGAGACUCAGCUCUUCCAAAUUCGAAACAACGGUUCUCAACUGGAAAACCAGUAGAAUACUGUCUGCGCACCAGAGAUGAGUCCCUGCCUGAGGUGGAGAAGUUAAUGAACUGUAUAUCAGAAUCUGUUUAAUAAAUUAUUGUAAGUUGAUACGUUGGAGAGAGAGUUGGACAGAUGGACUAGAGCCGUCAGAGGCCUUGGAGAUUGGCCGAGGAACUUGACAAUCUCAGUUGGAGUUGCUGCUCCCCCCUAACGUGCGUUUUUCUCAACUCCAGAAACACAGUUGAUAUUAGAGUCAUAAAAAAGUUGGGUUGUUAAGGGUGUGAUAAUACCUCUGCUCUGGUGGCUGCUGCCCUCUGUUGGUGUUUGUAAGUUCGCUUCCGCUCCGAGACGUUAGGGGGCGCUGCCUAGUAAUCAAGCGGGGCUCUUUUGGAGGAAGCAACAAGUUUACGCUGGAGACGCUGAGAACGUCGAAGGACCGAAGCGGAAGAGGGACGAAAACUACGCCAAAAUGGGUUUCGUCAAAGUGGUGAAGAACAAGGCCUACUUUAAGAGAUACGAGGUGAAAUUCAGAAGGAGACGAGAGGGAAAGACGGACUACUUUGCCCGCAAGCGGCUGGUCGUCCAGGACAAGAACAAGUACAACACUCCCAAGUACCGAAUGAUCGUGAGGUUCUCCAACAGGGAUAUCUGCUGCCAGAUUGCCUAUGCGAAGAUCGAAGGGGACCAGAUUGUGUGUGCUGCCUACUCUCACGAUCUGCCAAAGUACGGCAUAACCGUGGGCCUCACCAACUACGCAGCGGCCUACUGCACCGGGCUUCUGCUGGCCCGACGGCUGCUGCACAAGUUUGGCAUGGACCAGGUGUACGAGGGCCAGGUGGAGGUGACGGGAGACGAGUUCAACGUGGAAAGCGAGGACGGGCAGCCGGGCGCCUUCACUUGCUACCUGGACGCCGGUCUGGCCAGAACCACCACGGGGAACAAGGUGUUCGGAGCCCUGAAAGGGGCUGUCGAUGGAGGAUUGGCCAUCCCACACAGCCUCAAGCGCUUUCCCGGUUACGAUGCCGAGAGCAAAGAGUUCGACGCAGAGGUACAUCGGAAACACAUCAUGGGCAUGAACGUGGCCGACUACAUGUCUUACUUGAUGGAGGAAGACGAGGACGCCUACAAGAAACAAUUCUCACGCUUCAUCAAGAACGGAGUCACACCAGACACGGUAGAAGAAAUGUAUAAAAAAGCACACGCUGCCAUCAGAGCGAACCCCGUACAUGAAAAGAAGCCAAAAAAAGACGUCAAGAAGAAGAGGUGGAAUCGCGCCAAGUUAUCUCUGGCACAGAGGAAGGACCGUGUCGCCCAGAAAAAGGCCAGCUUCUUACGGGCACAAGAACAAGAAGCAGGAGACGGUUAGGAGCUCAGUGAGGCACUCUGCUGCCAAAAUACACAGACAAAUAAAUUUAUUACAAACUCAA
Molecule: messenger RNA, 1625 nt
Organism: Menidia menidia (Atlantic silverside)
Lineage: Eukaryota; Metazoa; Chordata; Actinopteri; Atheriniformes; Atherinopsidae
Source: the annotation of a GenBank genome assembly